Molecule: messenger RNA, 1727 nt
Organism: Nerophis ophidion (straightnose pipefish)
Lineage: Eukaryota; Metazoa; Chordata; Actinopteri; Syngnathiformes; Syngnathidae
Product: amino acid transporter heavy chain SLC3A2
Exons: 8
Coding region: 129-1655 (508 amino acids)
Biological process (GO): amino acid transport
Source: RefSeq, a predicted model, not a curated record
GACGAUUAAAGAGCAGUUGAAGUAGGCCCUAUUUAACGCACCUGUUAUGCCGGGGUGUCGGCGUGGGAAAGCGGCCUAACAGUCCUCCAUGUCCCCGCUGUAGUUGCCCUCACCUGCAGCCCGCCACCAUGCCCUUGAACGCCGGGGACAACGGCUACGGAAGCGUGGCCUCCCCGGUCCUCACGGCCAGCGAGGCCGGUUCGGAGACGGCCUCUUUGCUGGUCCCGGACCUCGCACCGGACCCGCCGUGGCGGCCUAUGAGCAAGGAGGACCUCGAAGUGAGCGCUGGGAGCCCCGGCUGGAGGAGGGUGCGCUGCUACCUGGUGCUGCUCUUCUGGCUGACUUGGUUAGCCAUGUUGGCUACCGCCGUCGCCAUCAUCGUCGCCAGCCCGCGGCCGGUGCCUGUAACGCUCAGCUGGUGGCAGAAAUCCUUAUUUUUUCAACUGCAGCCUGACCUGUCGACGGGGCAACAAUCUGAGGCUGUUUGUGAGCAACUUCCUUACUUCAAGUCUUUGGGCAUUAGCGGGCUCAUCCUGCAGGGCUUCUUUGGUCCCCGGUCUGCAUCCCCGGUAAACGUCACUGAGACCGGGGAGCGGUCUGGAACACUGCCCCAGAUCCAGCAUCUGCUCAGCGAGAGCGACAAAGCUGGCCUCAAAGUGCUGUUGGACGUGUGUGACGCGCAGAUUUUGGAUUCUCGGGAUGAAGUCACGCAGGUCAAAUGUGCUCUUGAUCAACAUGUCUUCAGCAUUGCUGUAAGUCCUAAAACACUGCAUUUUUCCCCACAGCAUGUCCUUCGAUUCUGGUUGGAGAAGGGAGUGGCUGGAUUUUUAAUAUGUGAUACAGAUAAAGCUUAUUCAGAAGAAACUCUGUUGGCAUGGAGAAGUAUCUUGAAGGAGUUCAGCCAAGAAGAAGAAGAAGAGAGGAUUGUUGUGGUGAAACAAACCGGAGACAUCCUCCUACCUCUGGGAGGCUCCGCCCAGCAGCGGCUAAACAUCACCUUGGUGGAUGUGGUCAUGAGGUCAGUGCUGCCGGCCUCGCCUCACCCGCUGUCCGCCCAGGAAGUGGCGGUCGCCAUCGAGCGCCACCUGCAAACACCUGAACACACGUGGCUCGGCUGGCAGGUCGGAGGCAAAGCUCCUCAUGACUUGAGGAACCUGCUGCUGGUGUUGAUGAUGACCCUGCCAGGGACGCCUGCAGUCCAGUACCAGGAACUGGACCCAGCACAGACAGUUUCUCCUCAUGAGGGGUCAUUGCAAGGAGCAAAUAAGAGUGAAACAGCAUUGAAAGCCAAGCCGCAGCGUUCCACAGCGGCCCUCCUCUCCUCUCUCAGUCACAUCCGAGGCCGAGAGGAAGCGCUCCUCUUCGGAUCCUUCACCUUCCUCCCCUUCAACACCUCCUUUUCCUCAAACGCCACCCAGUCCCCCGCCCUGGCCUUCCUGCGCUCUUGGGGCUGCGUCCAUUUCCUGGUUCUGAUCAACGUCGGACCCGAGCGUCACGCCCUAGAUCCCGCCUGGGCGCCCAGCCUGCCCGAGGGCGGCGUCUUCGUGUCCAGCUCCGAGAAGGAGCGCCUGGGGGCCGUCGCCCUGAAGACGCUGGUGCUGCAACCCCGUGAGGCCGUUGUCAUCAAACUGUUUGAGCCGGGAAAAUACUCAUAAACAAAACAAAGAAUGGAAUAAAUAACACUUCUAUUAUUUUUAGUAACUGACAAUAAAGUGGUUAAAUCCUCA